Messenger RNA from Apus apus (common swift), 2883 nucleotides. It is a transcript of the gene NKRF, whose product is annotated as NFKB repressing factor. Bases 206 to 2521 code for a protein of 771 amino acids. Gene Ontology annotation, cellular component: nucleolus; nucleoplasm. The transcript has 3 exons. Gene Ontology annotation, molecular function: nucleic acid binding. The record is from RefSeq and is a predicted model, not a curated record. Lineage: Eukaryota; Metazoa; Chordata; Aves; Apodiformes; Apodidae.
GAAGGCGGGACGGGCCGGGCCGGGCCGGGCCCGCGCUCCCCGGCCGCCCAAAGCGAGCCGCGAGCCGCGGCCUGGUCCGCACGUGGGGCCUGGUCCCCUCCGGCAGGCCCGGGCCGCUUCCGCUGCCGCCCGCGCCUGUGCCGGGCGGGCCGGCCACCAGCGGCGGGGACGGCCCCUCGGGGGCAGAGCCGAGCCGCUGCCCGCCAUGCCGCCGCCGGAGCCGGAGCCGGGGCCGGAGGCAGUGCCCGAGGCGGUGCUGGAGCAGUGGCGGCAGUACAACGAGACCGAGCGGCAGUGGGGGCUGCGCCGCCGCUUCAUCCUCCGCCACCUGCGCGGCUACCCCGGCGCCGCCAUCGACCAGCUCCUCUCGCUCUCCGUCCUCUGGACCAACCACAUCUUCAUGGGCUGCAGAUAUGGCUUGCAGGUCAUGGAGAAGGUUCUCAAGAUGGCUGAAGGCAUCGAUAUUGGGGAAAUGAGGUCGUAUGAGUUGGUCCCUGGCAGGAAGCACAAGAGAUUCCGCUCUCCAUCUGACAGUCCAGAGCCAGAGCAGAUGUCUGAGCCGCCCAAAAAGAUGGCCCCCAGGUUCCGGGUACGACCACGUUUUGAACCCAUACACUUUGUCACCAGUGCUGAGAAGGGUGACAAGAAGGAGGAUUCUCUGGAUAACCAAAUGCAGGAGGUGAACCAGGAGGCAAACACAAACAGCAUAACGCAGCCAGCUGAAAAUUGCACCAAUUCUCUUGUGAGUGCGCAGGAAGCGGAUCCCCAGCUCUCCAGCUCAGCUGGGCUUGGCUUUGCAAGCCAGGCAGCAGCAGCCAAGAAGGCUGUGAAUAGCAUGGACUCUACCACAAGCAGCGUGAUGCAGGUUUCUGUUUCUCCUUCAACUGCCCAGUCUGCAUCAGAGACUUUCCCUCCAUCAGCUCUAAUGCUGAAGCAGAGUUUUAUUGAGAAACUGUCAGCAGCUGUCUGGAAAAACCUUGCUAACCCAGAUGCAAACACUGGGACUGAAAAAAUUAACUUUACUUAUCUUUUGACACGUUCAAUUCAGGCUUGCAAGACAAAUCCUGAGUAUAUUUAUGUUCCUCUAAAAGAGAUUGCCCCUGCUGACCUCCCCAAGAACAAGAAGCUCCUAACAGAUGGCUUCGCUUGCGAAGUGCGGUGCCAAAACAUCUACCUGGCCACCGGUUACGCCGGCAGCAAGAACGGAUCCAGGGAUCGAGCUGCAGAGCAGGCAGUGAAGCUGCUGAAGAAGUCUGUGGAAGUGAGAGUUGUUCAGCGGAAGUUCAAGCACACCUAUCACGAAGACUUGGUGGUGUGUGAGGCAGGCCUGAGUCGCCCAGAUUUCCCUCCUGCUCUCAAACCCCAUGAGGAGUUUGUAGUUGCCAACAGGGACUGUGUCCCAGUGCAGCCUGGUUCUGAAGCUGUGAAAGGUCCCAAUAACACCAACAAACACUGGACUAGUUUUGUCCUCACAGAGAAUGCCAGCGAUGCAAUAGGAAUACUUAACAAUUCUGCCUCAUAUAACAAAAUGUCUGUUGAAUAUAAAUAUGAAUUAAUGCCCAACCGCUUGUGGCGUUGUCAGGUGUAUCUACAAGAUCACUGCCUGGCCGAGGGGUUUGGCACCAAAAAGACCAGCAAGCACGCAGCAGCUGAGGAGGCCUUGAAAAUUCUGCAGAAGAUGCAGACAAAUCUAGCAGCCAUCAAAGUGACCCAGGUUCAGAAAGUCGGCUGCUCGUCACGGGCCUCCGGAAGGAAGAAGGACCUGAAGGACCUGGUGAUUUAUGAGAACUCCAGCAAUCCCGUGUGCACCCUGAAUGACACCGCCCAGUUCAACAAGAUGACGGUGGAGUACGUCUUCGAAAGGAUGACGGGCACGCGGUGGAAAUGCAAGGUGAUGCUGGAAGAUGAAUUUAUUGCAGAAGCAGUUGGAGUGAAGAAAUCUGUCAAGCAUGAGGCAGCAGAGGAAGCUGUGAAAAUACUCAAAAAGACUCAGCCAACUGUUGUUAAUAACCUGAAGAAAGGAGCCGUUGAGGACGUCAUCUCCAGAAAUGAGAUUCGGGGUCGAUCAGCAGCAGAGGCUUUCAAACAGAAGAUCAAAGAAGAUAACAUUGGGAAUCAAAUUUUAAGAAAGAUGGGCUGGACAGGUGGUGGCCUAGGGAAAGCUGGUGAAGGAAUCAGAGAGCCCAUUUCAGUGAAGGAGCAAUUUAAAAGGGAAGGACUUGGGCUUGAUGUAGAAAGGGUGAACAAAAUUGCUAAGAGAGAUAUUGAAGAGAUCAUUCGAAACUAUGCACGCUCAGAAAGCCACAUUGACUUGACUUUCUCUAGAGAACUGAACACGGAUGAGCGGAAGCAGAUACAUCAGAUUGCCCAAAAAUAUGGUCUUAAAAGUAAAUCUCAUGGGCAGGGCCACAACAGAUACUUGGUGGUGAGCAGGAAGCGGCGCAAGGAAGAUCUUUUGGACCAGCUGAAGCAAGAAGGCCAGGUUGGGCAUUAUGAGCUCAUUAUGCCUCAGGCAAACUGAGGUGAGGUGUCCCAUUUUACCAGAGACUGAGCUUCCUAGGUAUUCAAUUAAGGAAAGAGAUGCUGCAUUUCUCUUGUCGGUUAUAUUAACGUUAAAGUCUUUUACUUCGUUAAUAUAAUUUCUAAAAUGUUAGACAUUUAGAACUGACCGAGUUCUAUUCAUGUAUAUUAGCACAACUCAAAAAGCAGUAGUGCUGUUACUGUAUGUGUCUUUGAUAUUACUUCUUCCUUCACAUUUUAAUAGUUUUGUAAUAACAAAAACACAUGUCCAACAAGAAUGAAUUCGACAUCAUGUACAAUUAUAAUUCCCUUAUUCUUCUUGAUCAAGGAAGGAAAAAAAAAAUGCCUUUUUUUUUUUUUUUU